This is a messenger RNA of Hevea brasiliensis (rubber tree), 759 nucleotides long. RefSeq names its product probable histone H2A.1. Lineage: Eukaryota; Viridiplantae; Streptophyta; Magnoliopsida; Malpighiales; Euphorbiaceae. Gene Ontology annotation, molecular function: structural constituent of chromatin; protein heterodimerization activity; DNA binding. Gene Ontology annotation, cellular component: nucleosome. The coding region runs from base 89 to 496 and encodes 135 amino acids. The record is from RefSeq and is a predicted model, not a curated record. The transcript is spliced from 2 exons.
UAAAUCAUAUUAACUAGUUGCCUCUCUCUCUCCCUCUCUCUCUUAACGAACCUUUUCUCGCUCCUUGGAUUCUUUCAGUAUCGCUUGAAUGGCGGGUAGAGGCAAAACUCUAGGAUCUGGCGCCUCGAAGAAGGCCACCUCUAGGAGUAGCAAGGCCGGUUUGCAGUUUCCCGUCGGUCGUAUCGCCAGGUUCUUGAAGGCCGGCAAGUACGCCGAGCGUGUUGGUGCCGGCGCCCCUGUUUAUCUCGCUGCAGUUCUCGAGUACCUCGCCGCUGAGGUACUUGAAUUAGCUGGAAAUGCAGCUCGAGACAACAAGAAAACCAGAAUUGUUCCCCGCCACAUUCAGCUAGCUGUGAGGAAUGAUGAGGAACUGAGCAAGCUGUUAGGUGAUGUUACUAUUGCUAAUGGAGGUGUGAUGCCUAAUAUCCACAACCUCCUCCUGCCAAAGAAGACUGGCACCUCAGGCUCUAAGGCUUCUGCUGAUGAUGACAGUUAACUUCAAUAAGGAAAUGUUUAAAUGAUCCUGAAGAAGUCUUUCUGCUAAUGUGUUUCCACUGUGAGAUCUAAUAUAUGCCUGUUUGUUUAGUAGAUUUUUAUAUUAGGGUUUGAGUCUUUUGUGCUUGUGGGGAUGUAGUUGUAUUAGGUAGGUUUAGUUAGUGAUGUGAAUAUAUUCGAUUAUCUUGUAGUUGGCUAAAUAGAAAAAAUUGUGGAAAGAAUUCUUUUUCCAUAAUGACAAAUUAAUGCAAGAUUUGAAUCUUA